CCGAAGACGAGCCUGUGGGGCCUGGAAGCCGCUGGCAUUGACGAGACCACGCCGGCAGGGGUGCAGAGCGUGCUCCUGGAGCGCCGCUGGGACAGAUUUCACAAAGGGGAGCAAGACGUGGAGGACUGGGACCUGCACUGGAGGCCACCCGCCUUCUGGAUGGCCCGGCGCCUGAAGCACAUGUGGAGGCUGUACGGCUCGCGCUUCUACGAGUUCCUGCCACCGACGUGCAUUGUGCCCAAUGACUACGGCAAGUUCAUGACCGAGAACUUCAAGGAGAAGCCGUGCAGGGCAGGGGCACUGGCGGGGCACCCACACGGUGGGCCACCCACCCCUCACAGCUACGGGAUCUGCAAGUCUGCAGAGCUGUCUCGCAGGAGGGGAAUCAUAAUUUUCAGGGACAUUAAGGACUUUGCUUUCGACAACACAUGCGUGGUACAGAAAUACAUCUGCAAUCUGCUGGUGGGCACGCACAAAUGUGACCUCCACAUCUACGUCUGCAUCCCUGGCUUUAAGCCUUUGACCAUCUACAUUUAUCAGGAAGGGCUAGCGCGCUUUGCCACAGAAAAGUUCGACCUCGGUAACCUGCAGAACGAUUAUGCCCAUUUGACCAACAGCGUUAACAAAUCUGGGGCCUCGUAUGAGAAGAUCAAAGAGACAAUCAGGCGUGGCUCCAAGUGGACCCUCAGCAGGCUCUUCUCCUAUCUUCGCAGCUAGGACGUGGACGACCUGCUCCUGUGGCAGAAAAUCAACCAGGUGCUCGUCCUCACGGUCCUCGCCAUCACCCCGUCAGUGUCCUCUGCAGGGAACUGCUUUGAGCUCUUCGGAUUUGAUAUUUUGAUCGAUGACAACUUGAAACCGUGGCUCUUAGAGGUCAAGUACAGCCCGGCCCUGUAUGAGGAUUGUUCAGCAGACAUAUCCGUGACAAGAAAGCUCAUCCACAACACCACUGAACUGAUUUCCUUGCAUGGCCUACGUCGCGACAGGAGAGAAGGCAGUGAGGCCAGCACCUGCCUCGCCCACCCCAGCACCAGGUGCAGCCCCUCAGGCAGCCCCCUCCCCUGCCAGCCCCCUGGGCAGCUCAUGGAGAGAGUCUUGCAGUGA
Molecule: messenger RNA, 1104 nt
Organism: Manis javanica (Malayan pangolin)
Lineage: Eukaryota; Metazoa; Chordata; Mammalia; Pholidota; Manidae
Gene: TTLL2
Product: tubulin tyrosine ligase like 2
Biological process (GO): microtubule cytoskeleton organization; protein polyglutamylation
Cellular component (GO): ciliary basal body
Molecular function (GO): tubulin binding; tubulin-glutamic acid ligase activity
Source: RefSeq, a predicted model, not a curated record